Molecule: messenger RNA, 2409 nt
Organism: Scleropages formosus (Asian bonytongue)
Lineage: Eukaryota; Metazoa; Chordata; Actinopteri; Osteoglossiformes; Osteoglossidae
Gene: dnaja3a
Product: DnaJ heat shock protein family (Hsp40) member A3a
Exons: 12
Coding region: 17-1438 (473 amino acids)
Biological process (GO): response to heat; negative regulation of apoptotic process; protein folding
Cellular component (GO): mitochondrion
Molecular function (GO): protein kinase binding; ATP binding; heat shock protein binding
Source: RefSeq, a predicted model, not a curated record
CGGUGGGAGGGUGAAGAUGGCGGCUUGUGCCGCUCGCUGCUCGUCACGUUGGGUCGCGGUGGUCGUGUCCUGUGGACGUCGAGGGGUCUCCGCCCGGCUCGCGUCUACCUACAGCAGCGCUUUCGCUCGGUCAGCCGUUCAGCAGCAGCUGAGUCGUGGGACUGCGACAUGCCGAGGCAGUUUUUUGGGGCUGUCACUGUCAGUCACAGGUCUGAAGAUCCCCAAUGUCAUCUGCAAGCUGUAUUUCCACACCAGCUCCUCUCGAGCCAGCAAGCAGGACUAUUACCAAGUGCUGGGAGUGCCACGCAAUGCUUCACAGAAGGAGAUCAAGAAAGCCUAUUACCAGAUGGCCAAGAAGUACCACCCUGACACCAACAAAGAUGAUCCCCAGGCCAAGGAGAAGUUUGCCCAGCUAGCUGAGGCCUAUGAGGUGCUGAGCGACGAGGUGAAGAGGAAGCAGUACGACACAUAUGGCUCAACCGGGUUUGACCCCGGGCAGACUGGCGCCGGGCAGCAGUACUACUGGAGAGGUGGGGCCAGCCUCGAUCCAGAGGAGUUGUUCCGCAAAAUUUUUGGAGAGUUCUCUGGAACUGGGGGCUUUGCAGACUUCAACUCCAUCUUUGAUCAGGCUCAGGAGUACAUUAUGGAGCUGACAUUCACACAGGCAGCGAAGGGUGUUAAUAAGGAGAUAACCAUCAACAUGGAGGACACGUGUCAGCGGUGCGAUGGAAGGGGUAUGGAGCCAGGCACUAAGGCCCAGCACUGCCAUUACUGCAAUGGGACAGGCAUGGACACAGUAAACACAGGCCCCUUUGUGAUGCGGUCCACAUGCCGGCGCUGCGGUGGGCGGGGCUCUGUGAUCACAUCCCCCUGUGUCACAUGCCGUGGGACAGGACAGACAAAGCAGAGGCGCACAAUCAUGGUACCUGUACCUGCUGGGGUGGAGGAUGGGCAGACUGUUCGGAUGCCUGUUGGGAAGAAGGAGAUCUUCAUCACUUUCCGAGUCCAGAAGAGCCCAGUGUUCAGGCGGGAUGGUGCAGACAUUCACUCGGAUGCAAUGAUCUCUGUAGCACAAGCAAUCCUUGGUGGUACGGCGAGGGUACAGGGGCUGUAUGAGACCAUCAACAUCGCAAUCCCAGCAGGAAUCCAGGUAGACCAGCAGAUCCGGCUCGAAGGAAAGGGGAUCCCGCGCAUUAACAGUUAUGGCUAUGGAGACCACUAUGUUCACAUCAAGAUUCGUAUCCCAAAGACAUUGACAGACCGACAACGGGCUGUCCUCAUGAGCUAUGCUGAAGACGAGACGGAUGUGCAGGGGACAGUCAAUGGUAUUACCAGCCCCAGUGCAGGUGGGGACAGCAGUGGUCAGUGCUCUGAGGGAGCGCAGGACAAGCAGGAAGAGGGCUUCUUCUCCAAACUAAAGAAAAUGUUUAGCUCCUGACAGCCACAACCCAGGUAAAAGAUUCACUGGGAACUAACAAGUGAAGACAAAAGGAUGGAGGAACAUGCUCUACUAUACAGCAGUGCCCCUAGAUUGAGCUACACUGAGAAUCUGGACUGCUGCUACACUGGUUUGUUCUUCCUCUACUUGAGUGUAUCUUGAUCACAACUGAGACUUAUAAAAUCAUCUGGCUGCCUGCACACAUUUGCCCUCAGUUCCUCUCUUGAUUAGGGGAGGGAUCAGGGUCAAAUCAAUGUCACUUCAGUAUGGUAAGGGUAUACUAGUAAAGACUUGUACAGGUCAAGAGUCUAGUGUUCCAUCUGGGUCCAGUGCCAGAGGGAGAAAUUGGUAUUUUUGUAGCAAGACUGUUGGGCUGAACAAGAAUACUUUUCCACCUAAAAGAAGCCUUGUGUCAGCUGGAGUACAUCUUACUUUGUUCUGUGAUGCAGGAAAGAAAGAGCAUGCUCCAUUUCCAGAAUGGUUAAAGCAUGGAGAACAGCACUGGUUACCUGGGAUGUAAGAUGAGAACACGUUCAAACUGAAAAUCAUUUCUGAUGGCUGAGCUAAUAUAGUUGUAUACGGUCAGAGGAACACACUUUCUUGGUGCACUUCGUGUGCUGCAAAAUUUGUAGAUUACCAUGAAGCAUUUGGACAACUGAAAAAGCAGAUUACAUUUUAAUGAAACAUAGUUACAUGUUCUGAUAUGUUAGGGGAAAAGUGAUGGAGCUGUUACAGGACUAGCUGCAAUAGUUUCAAUUAGAUUUUUCUGAGAAUUCAGACUUCAGUAGAUGUCCUGCAAAAACUACUUGCUUGAUUGUUUUGUAAAUAAGAUUAAAAUUGUAAUGUCAAAUAAAAUCUAUAAUUAAAUGUAAAGUCCAGGUUGUUUCAAUGUAAUGAUGUGGUGUACGAAUCAGAUUUGUGAGCAAACCUUGUGUUCUUGCCUAGUAAAUUCCACAAAAGAAACUGAAAAA